AUGCCUGAGCCUCAUACCCCCAUCUCUUCCCACACACCUGAACCCAGACCUGAAUUCAUGCCCAUUGCGGUUCACAUUGAUUUUAUCCUGAGAAGCCCUGUCGAUGGCAUCCAGUUCGUGCUACCUACCGGCUCCGAGUCUUACCCAUAUCGUGUACCACAUGCAUAUACAACAUCAUCGUCUCCUGAUGCUGCGAGAUGCUUGGGCAUGUCGCCCACGUACUUCUCUUCAGGCGGGCUAACAACGGCCGCACAGGUUGCACAUCCUAACAACUCAAACAAAACCAUCUUUUUUUUUUCUCAAGCAGUGUUGACGUUCGUACAGCAUGUCGCUUUUGCUGCUGGACCAUUCCAUGUGCAUCCCAUCCCGACAGAGCUCACAUCAGAGGAUACGUCUGGCAUUUCACAGCCUCUGAUGCAUGCGUUUUGCUUGCCUGGUCAUGAAUCUAUGCUCCAUUCGUCGAUUUCAUCCCUGCGUUCGGCAAUGAACUUCUACAGUACAGAGUUCGGUUCCUACCCGUUUGGAUCAUACAAAGUGGUAGCGGUGGACAAGAUGCCUGUUCAGCGUUUUGACAGCUCGACGCUAUCGAUAAUCACUGACUCGAUUGAGCAGGUGCUUGAAACCUGGCAAGCACUUAGUCACGCCCUGGCCUGUCAGUGGAUGAGAAUCAACAUCCAACAAAAGACAUGGUCAGAUACUUGGCUCGUAAAUGGUCUUGCGCUGUAUAUCACCGGCCUGUUCGUCUGCAAGCUCCUGGGAAAUAAUGAGUAUCGAUACAGGCUCAAAUCGAUGCCGCCCAUCUGCCAACCACAGCAUAAUGAUCCCCCAGACUCCAUGACACUACCUUUUGUUAACUUGAAGGCGCCCCUUGUGCUGCACAUUUUGGAUCGACGUCUUGGCAAGUCUGGUACCUCGCCCGGUCUUCCUCAGUUGCAAAAUAAUGCUCUAUCGACACACUUGUUCUUGCGUACAUGCAGGAAGGUCAGUGGAAUUGAUCUUCGGUCAUUCGCUGAGCAGUGGAUCUACGGUAGUGGUUGUCCAGCGUUCGGGUUCUCUGCUUCUUUCAAUAGGAAGAAGAUGGCAGUCGAGAUCAUGAUGCGACAAGAUUCGCCAGCAUACAAGGUGCUCGAGCACAACAAGGUGUCGAAACUGUUGCAUAAGCCUGUACCAUUUUUUGAGGGCCAAAUGACUGUUUGGAUCCAUGAAGCGGAUGGCACUCCAUAUGAGCACAUUUUAGACAUUCGUUCGUCCUUCAAACACUUUGAAGUCCCUUUCAACACGAAGUACAAACAUAUCCGACGAAAUACCAAGAGAUACUUGGCACGACAAGCGGCUGCUCAGGCUGCAGCGGAAGGCGAUGCAGAAGCUGCUGAAGCCAUGGGUCUAAUCGACAUGGGUUUUGGACUUGAGAUCUGGGAAAAGGAAAAGGAGCGAGAAAACUGGAAGGUGGCUGACUGUACCGAGGAAGAUGAGCAGGUGAUGUCGGGUGCAACAUACGAGUGGAUUUGCAUGGAUGCCGAUUUUGAAUGGAUCGCCACUAUCUCUUUUGAACAACCCGACUUUAUGUGGGUGUCGCAGUUGCAGCGAGAUCGCGAUGUCGUUGCACAACUAGAAGCUGUUAAUGCUCUCGCAAAGCAAUCCACCGCCAUCAUUUCAAGUACAUUCACCAAGACAGUGCUCGUCUCCAAUUACUAUUAUCGCAUACGGUGUGAGGCUGCGAUGGCUCUAGUGCACUGUGCUAUUCGGAAACUUGAUUUCUUGGGACUAUUUCAUCUAUUCAAGUUAUUCCUUCGCUACUGUUAUGACCCAGAAGACCCCAACCAAGAUUUAUUCGCUCAUACUUACGUCCCAAAGCCUAAUGACUUCUCUGACCUGGCAGAAUACUUUGUUCGAAAGCGCCCAGUCACAGCGCCUGUUCCUAAGAAUGUGUUUACUGUUGAAGAAGUUCCUAUUAUUGCGUCUAUUGUAGAAUUACCAGAGUCACGUGAUCUAUCGGACAAUGCUGAAGAUGUUGAUGUCAUGCCUCGCGACACUCUUGGAAUGUUCCAGAGUCUUACUGCGGCUGCAGCACAUGUUAUGACAUCAUAG
Molecule: messenger RNA, 2088 nt
Organism: Suillus fuscotomentosus
Lineage: Eukaryota; Fungi; Basidiomycota; Agaricomycetes; Boletales; Suillaceae
Exons: 10
Coding region: 1-2088 (695 amino acids)
Biological process (GO): transcription initiation at RNA polymerase II promoter
Cellular component (GO): transcription factor TFIID complex
Molecular function (GO): transcription cis-regulatory region binding; RNA polymerase II general transcription initiation factor activity; chromatin binding
Source: RefSeq, a predicted model, not a curated record